CACCAGAAAAAUCUCUCUCUAAUACGGCUGCUUUUGGUCAGCCAACGCGUAAAUUUGUUCAGAAAAUUCCUUCUCUUCUUCCCGCCGCCCGUUUUUCUCUCUCUACUGCUACAUUUUCUCUCUCUAAUGAGCUUCAUAAUUUGUGGGGGAUUCAUUCGUUCACGGGUUUGAGCUUGAUUGAUUGCUCUCUGGUUAUUAUUCAAUGGCGAAGAAGAACAGUAAUUCCAAGAAGCAGUGUUACAUUUCGGUUCCUUCUCAAAUCAUCAACUCUCUCUCUUCCUCUUCUCUUCAGUCGCUUCUUGAUUCGCCUAAGAAGUCUUCUAAAGCUUACAACAAGUACCUGAGUAUUUCCACUUACAGAACCUCCAAGCUAUGGCUUCUCGUGAUUUUUAUCUUCGGCCUUCUUGGCAUGUUGAAGCUGACUUUUGAUCUCGGUCCUUUAAUCGCGUAUGUUUCGUACCCAUGUUUCACGUCUCAGUCAUCGCAGGGUUUAGUCUCGAAUGGGGGCUUGAAAUCUGGAGUAAUCGAGAGAGGGAGAGAAAAUGCUCUGAAGGAUGAGGUUGUGAACGAUUCCGUUCAAUCGCUUCCGCCGAUUCCCAAUGGAGUUUUGAAAUCGGAGGAGAGUUUUGGAUGGGAAAACAAGAAGCAGGAGUUCUGGAAGCAACCUGAUGGAUUGGGGUACAGGCCGUGCUUGGAUUUCAGCCAAGAAUAUCAGAAAGCAACCGCCGGAAUCGUACAUGAGAGGACCAAGUAUCUGAUGGUGGUGGUUUCCGGCGGGAUGAAUCAACAGAGGAAUCAGAUCGUCGACGCUGUUGUGAUUGCUAGAAUCCUCGGCGCUGCUCUGGUUGUUCCAAUCUUGCAAGUGAACGUCAUCUGGGGAGACGAAAGUGAGUUUUCUGAUAUAUUUGAUUUGGAGCAUUUCAAGAAUGCUCUGGCGAAUGAUGUUCAUAUAGUUUCAUCUCUUCCUUCGACGCACCUGAUGACUCGGCCUGUUGAGGAAAAAUCGACACCUCAUCACGUCUCGCCGACUUGGAUUCGGUCCCGUUACCUCAAAAAGCUGAGGAGAGAAGGAGUACUGCUACUGCGCGGCUUGGACUCGAGGCUUUCUAAGGAUCUUCCUUCUGAUCUUCAAAAGCUCAGAUGCAAGGUUGCUUUUCACGCCUUGAGGUUCGCCCCACCAAUUGUGGAACUCGGUAACAAGCUCACUGAGAGAAUGCGAAGCAAAGGACCGUACCUUGCUCUUCACCUACGAAUGGAGAAGGAUGUCUGGGUGAGGACCGGUUGUCUACCUGGUUUGAGCCCGGAAUAUGAUGAAAUGAUAAACAACGAAAGAAUACAGCGUCCUGAACUCUUAACCGGUAGAUCAAACAUGAGCUACCAUGACCGAAAACUUGCAGGCCUUUGCCCCCUAAAUGCCUAUGAGGUUAUGAGGUUACUGAAAGCACUCGGAGCUCCAAGAGAUACGAGAAUAUACUGGGCCGGAGGGCAACCGCUCGGAGGAAAAGAAGCCCUGCAACCAUUAACAAGAGAAUUCCCAAAUUUCUACAACAAGGAAGAUCUCGCUUUGCCAAGCGAACUCGAACCUUUCGCGAAGAAAGCUUCCUUCAUGGCUGCUAUUGACUAUAUUGUUUGUGAGAGCAGUGAUGUUUUCAUGCCUUCUCAUGGAGGAAAUAUGGGCCAUGCUAUUCAGGGACACAGGGCUUAUGCUGGACACAAGAAGUAUAUAACACCAAACAAAAGGCACAUGCUUCCCCUUUUCUUGGACUCCUCACUCCCUGAAGCAGACUUCAACAGGCUCAUCAGGGAGCUGCACCAGGACUCCCUCGGUCAGCCCGAACUUCGAACCAGCAAAGUUGGGCGAGACGUCACCAAGUACCCUAUUCCCGAAUGCAUGUGCAACAACACCUCUGAUGCUCGUACAAUAUAAGUCAACAACUCAUCAGUGGUGCCAACAUAGCAAAAAGCCUUAAAGAACCAAAGUUCGAGUCAGUAAAAACUCAGAGAUCCUCAGAUCGAUCCUUGAAGUCGAGCCCUUGUUAGAACCAUGAGCUGAUGUUGUCUCGGGGCAACGAAGUUCUGCAGGAUGAACAUAUUGAAAGAGUAAGAGUGACUGCAGGCGGCAAUCAGAUCAAAAUAUGCAGCAGUAAACUGAAGAAUGCAGGCCAAGGUUAUGUGUAAAUGAGUGAUAAAGAUGUCUACAUAUUUAUACAUAUAUAUGAUAAGAGAAAUAAAGGGAAGGGAACAGCAUAAAAUUUGUAUAAUUCUUUGAUUCUUUAAAGAAUAAGUUCUUGUAGUUAGA
Messenger RNA from Momordica charantia (bitter melon), 2299 nucleotides. RefSeq names its product O-fucosyltransferase family protein. The record is from RefSeq and is a predicted model, not a curated record. Gene Ontology annotation, cellular component: cytoplasm. Lineage: Eukaryota; Viridiplantae; Streptophyta; Magnoliopsida; Cucurbitales; Cucurbitaceae.